CCCCACGCUACGACGACCUUGGACACUGCGCUCUCUCUCUUCUGGGCUCCCGCCCUCUCUUCUCUCUUAGGUCUCAUCAGCCGGUGUUGGACAAGUGCGGAGAUGGCCAGAUGCUCGGGCAGUGACACCACAGGCCAAAUUCCCUUGAGGCACUAGUCUUGGAGCUCUUGUCCUCCCUGCAUUGUGAUCCGUCUGACCAGUCUGACGCCCCCCUUUCGAGUCGUCCGAUCUUUCCCCAGACUGCUGAGAGAUACUGCGUGAGCUAUUCAUGAAAGCAGAUCGGACGGUAAUUAGCGAGGAUUGACAUGCCCCUCCGAGCAUGCCAUGGUUGUGUUACAGACGGCAACAGGAAUGGAAGGCCAGAAAAGCCCUCACCCUGACAAUCUGGGGAAAAGUGGGCCAGAUCUUCUCUCCUGUGCGCCCCAGCACGGACAUUCAAGGCACUGCAGAUGAAUCUUCCAUCCAGGACCGCCAACCCAUCUGUCCCCCAAAGCAGGCACGGAUGGCUUGGAAGUGGCUCCUGUAGGCACUGGAUGUAUUACAUCUCUUCCCGUGACCAAAGACAAAUUCAAUCUGGCAGGUCUGUGAUCUUGUCAUGGACGACUGGUUCCCUGUUUAUGCUCACGGCACUACGGGAAGGCUCCGUGCAAAAUAGGCAGAGGCAGCCUGAAAAUGACUCUGUAGUAGGACUAGGUACUACAACUAGCUGUUCUGUAAACGCCCAUAGUCAUACUAUUAAUACUACUAAUCAUACCUACUUACUUCCAGGCAGUACACAAAUGAAAUCGCGACCGACGGAUCGCCGUGUUGAGGGUCCUGGUCAACGGUCUGUCCUCCAUCGCAGGUGGUCUCCUCACUCGACCUUUCCCUCCCACUCUGUCUUUCCCCUCUCAUCAGAUGUUCAGCUUUCCCUGACAUGAGGAGACAGCGGCCUUUUAUUGGAGGACUAUGUUUCCGAGGGCUUGGACCUCACGGCUGACGGUGAUUCGAAACGGCUGGCGAAGAGUAGUCGUCCGCGCCAUCUGCCAGACGACGAAUUCGGAAGUGGAGCUGGAGCUUAGGCUGGCUGGAGCUCGAGCUCGGAACUUGAGAGGCUCUGGCGCCGUAUUCUUUUUCCC
Messenger RNA from Aspergillus welwitschiae, 1118 nucleotides. RefSeq lists its product as uncharacterized. The record is from RefSeq and is a predicted model, not a curated record. The transcript has a single exon. Bases 450 to 920 code for a protein of 156 amino acids. Lineage: Eukaryota; Fungi; Ascomycota; Eurotiomycetes; Eurotiales; Aspergillaceae.